Messenger RNA from Hemiscyllium ocellatum (epaulette shark), 1578 nucleotides. Its product is annotated as nuclear factor 7, brain-like. The coding region runs from base 16 to 1410 and encodes 464 amino acids. Lineage: Eukaryota; Metazoa; Chordata; Chondrichthyes; Orectolobiformes; Hemiscylliidae. Gene Ontology annotation, molecular function: zinc ion binding; protein binding. The record is from RefSeq and is a predicted model, not a curated record. The transcript is spliced from 6 exons.
GUGCUGAGGGUGAAGAUGGCUUCCAGACAGCAGGUGCACAGUUUGACCGAGGAGGUAAUCUGUCCCAUUUGUCUGGAUUUCUUCACUGAUCCGGUUAUACUGGAUUGUGAACACAACUUCUGCCGCUCCUGUAUCACCCGGAGUUGGGGAGAUAGAGAGAGAAACUCCUGCCCGGAAUGUAGACAGGAGAUUCCGGACAGAAACCUCAGAGGAAACCGGGCCUUAGCGAAUCUGGCCGAGAAAGCUCGAAGAUUAAGUCUGAAUCCAGAAGAGAAGGAAAGUAAACAUCACUGUGAGGAACAUCAGGAAGAACUGAAGCUGUUUUGUGAAACUGACAAGAAAUUGAUGUGUGUGAUUUGUGUAGUUUCACCGGAACACAAAUCUCACAACUUCCUGCCGAUUAAAGACGCUGUUGGAAUCUACAAGGAUCAGGUGAAAUCUUCCUUGGAUUCUCUGACAGGGAAGAAAUGGGCGACUCUCAAAAUGCAGCAGCAGCAGAAACAGAAGAUUUCCCAAAUUCGGGAAGAAUCCAGCCGUGUGCAGACCGACAUCAAAUCCGAGUUUGUCAAAAUGCAUCAGAUGCUGACUGAGAGAGAGCAGAGUUUACUCCGAGAUAUCCGGGAACAAGAGGAAAACAUUCUCAAAACAAUGGAGCAAAACCUUUAUGUAAUUCAAAAGCAUUUAAAUUCUCUUCAGCAGAAACUUUCCAAGUUAGAAAAACAGUUGGAACAAAAGGAUGGAGUGAUAUUUCUGAAGGAGGAAGCGUUUCAGAAGAGGAGGAUUAAUGACAUGACUCACGAACUGUCAAUUACAGAUGGUAUUCUGUCCACUGAAAAAUUUGAAAACCUUUUCCCGUUUGCUGUGUGGAAUACCACUAAACCUGUCUCUGUGACCGUGGAUGUGGAAACAGCGAGUCCCUAUUUCGAGGUGUCUGAGGAUCUGAUGAGGUUGAGAAGGACUGGGACCCAGAGGAGUCUCCCUUACACCAAGAAGAGAUUUACAUACUGGGCUUCUGCCCUGGGAUCAGAGGGAUUCACAUCGGGGAGACAUUACUGGGAGGUGGAGGUGCCGGAGGCUCCGGGCUGGAGUCUGGGAGUAGCCUCAGAGUCUGUGGAGAGGAAGACAUGCGUCAGUCUGAUCCCGGGGAAUGGAUUCUGGAUUGUGGGGCGGGAUUGGGAUAAUUGUUAUAUAAAUUUGCCAUCCUUUCUCUGUGCACGUCAGAUACUCAGGAAGGUGGGAGUUUGUCUCAGUUAUGAAUCUGGGACAGUUUCAUUUUACAACGCGGACACCAAGUCCCAUCUCCGCACCUUCACUAGGAAUAGAUUCACUGAGAAACUUUAUCCUUUCUUUGGGAUUUGGAAUAAAGACCAGUUUCUGAGAAUCUGUCAUGCAAGGGACGGUGCCUUGUAACCUACCUAACAUUGCAACGCUACCCUGGGGUUAGGGUCUGGGUCAGGGAUUGGCGUCAGGCACCCCCAUUGACAACAGGUUGUUGUAAAAUGUGUUGUUGAAUUUUGAGAUUAUAUUUUGUAAAAUCACAACCGAAAUGUAAAUAAAGCAUUUCCAAGUAUAAAUGUC